UUUAACUCAACUUCAAUAUUGACUAUUUAAUGAACCAGAAGAGGGUGAAGAACCUUUGGAUGACAAGGAAAAGGAAUGCCUCGCUGCAGUGGUAUUAACAGAAGCUAUUUUGAUGACACCAAAUUCAACAGAGAAGAUACCUCUGUCUAGGCUUAAGCAUGCAUCGGAUUUCGAGAUGUAUACAGCCCAACCAUGGGGCAAGGAAGCGUAUAACAUUCUCACCUCAUGCAUUCAGAAAUUCGAUAAAAAUACUUGGUCAAAAGGUCAGUAUAGUGUCAAGGGAUUUCCCAUGGCGUUAUAUAUAUGGGCCUUGAGUGCUGUUCCAAUUUUUGGUGAUACAUUUGCGAGAAGAUGUAAUUUUUCCAGAACAUUCUAUCCACUGAUUCUCAACUGGCAAUCAAGUCGUUUUGCAAGGUUUGAUGAUAUUGUUGAAGCUAUUAAGACAGCAACUUGUGUUGAAGUCAAAACAAUAAUUGGAGAUCCACAAGAAUAUAAGCAUUUGGUUGAUAAAGAUGACAAUGAUUUUGAAGAAGUUAUUGGCUUGGUUAUGAAAGGCUAUAGGUUGAAGAAAGAAGAAUGGUCUACAAGAUUAGUUGAUAUUUACUGUGCUUUGGGAGAGUUGGGUGACAAAAUGGGGGAAAAAUUGCCAGACUUUGAGAAACAAGAGAAAAUGGAGAAAAAUUUGUCAGAUUCAGAAAAACUUGACAUAAUCCUCUUUAUGUUAGAUGACUUCAACAAAAGACUAGAAGCCAUUGAAGAAGCUGUCAAAACCACAUCAGGGAAAGAUAAGGAUAAAGGAUCUCACGAAGAUGAAGAUGGACAGAAUAGAAAUGAAGAGGUUAUAAAUGAAGAGGCUGGCAAACAAAAUGUUGAUGGAGAUAUUGCUAGAGAAGAUUUCGUAGAAAGCCAGUCUGCAGAUUCUGUCCGUCCGUCAAACACACAAGAUGGGAGCUACGCUGCAGAUGAUGAAAACACUCAAAAAACUGGUGGUGAUGAUGGUAAUUACUUUGAAGAAACACCAAAGGAUAAAUCUCCUUCUCCACGCCCUUAUACACCAAAAUUUGAUCUUCUUUCUGAAGAAGAUGAGGAUAGUGAAAAAUAUAAAAGCAUGGAUAAAGAGAAGGGAGCAAGCAGCUGGCAAACAAAAAUGUUGAUGGAGAUAUUGCUAGAGAAGAUUUCAUAG
Camelina sativa (false flax) is the source of this 1183-nucleotide messenger RNA. Lineage: Eukaryota; Viridiplantae; Streptophyta; Magnoliopsida; Brassicales; Brassicaceae. The record is from RefSeq and is a predicted model, not a curated record.